GUCCGCUGGAAAUAUUCACAUACCUAGAUAUUUGGCUGCUUAAAUUCAACGUGCACAUAGAGAGUCGCCAAUAAACACUCCUCUUCCUCUUCUCUCAUGACUCUCAUCUCAUUGUCAGCUGCUGCGACAGCUAUCUUUUUUCAGAGGUGUCGUUUCAUAAGGACCGACUCGAAAGCGAGAGCAUCUGUGCUGUGAAUCGUGAGUCACGACGGUCACGUUAGUGCGGGAGAUUGAGAUACAGGAGGGCACUUCGGAGGUAUACAGGAGAUUCAAGAUGGAAGACGGUGACAAUAAAGUGGAAAUUGAGCUGGGUAAAGAUAAGAAGUCCUACGCCGGCAUACCGGAGGCCGACUUUGUGGAUGAUGUCGAGGCUUUUAUGGCAAAGCCGGAAAACGAAUCCGUGGACAAGGUGCUCAGAAAGCUCGACGAGAGCCACGGGAAGUACAAGUUUAUGGAGUUUAACCUAGUCAACAAACGAAGACGCUUAAAAUCGCAGAUACCAGACCUAGAAAGAUCUCUAGAGAUGAUCGAGAAACUACAGAGCGAGAAGAGUAGCUUAGAAACGCAAUUUUUAUUAUCGGAACAAGUUUACGCGAAAGCCAUAAUACCGCCCACUGACAAGGUGUGUCUAUGGCUGGGUGCUAAUGUCAUGCUAGAAUAUACUUUAGACGACGCCCAAGAAGUGCUGACCAAAAAUAUUGAGGCAGCCAAGAAGAAUUUAGGAUUCAUAGAGCACGAUCUAGACUUUGUUCGUGAUCAGUAUACCACCAUGGAGGUGAAUAUGGCACGUAUCUACAAUUGGGAAGUGAAGCGUAGACAAGCGGCAAAAUGAAAUUAUCAAUUUUUACUCGCACUCGGAUCUGCCUAAAACCAGGAGAAUAUCUACUAUAUUAUGAAGAAUAAAGUUCGUCAGUACGCAGCAUUAUUAAAAUUCCUGGUAUAAAAAGACUCGGAUAUUAAUUUAAUUAUAAAUUCUUGUCAUAUAUUAAUAUUUAUCUAUGUUACAAAUAUGUCUGAAUUUUUGUAAUACUGAUUGCUAAAGAAUUAUCUUUUUUAUCUGCUAUUCGUCACAAAUUGACCUUAUUUACAAUGAAUCUAUAUUAUAUAAGUUUCAAUAAAAAAAAAGGGUUCCAUUCUGAUUAAAAUGAAGGCAAUAAAUGAUAUUACACUUAA
Wasmannia auropunctata (little fire ant) is the source of this 1173-nucleotide messenger RNA. RefSeq names its product prefoldin subunit 3 (gene mgr). The record is from RefSeq and is a predicted model, not a curated record. The transcript has 4 exons. Gene Ontology annotation, biological process: protein folding; tubulin complex assembly; microtubule-based process. Gene Ontology annotation, molecular function: tubulin binding. Gene Ontology annotation, cellular component: cytoplasm; prefoldin complex. Lineage: Eukaryota; Metazoa; Arthropoda; Insecta; Hymenoptera; Formicidae. The coding region runs from base 275 to 832 and encodes 185 amino acids.